Messenger RNA from Parnassius mnemosyne (clouded apollo), 909 nucleotides. The record is from the annotation of a GenBank genome assembly. Lineage: Eukaryota; Metazoa; Arthropoda; Insecta; Lepidoptera; Papilionidae.
AUGAGUGAACCUGAGCUCUCAACGUUAGUUACAAUAAAAUGCAAACAACAGAAUAUAAGAGCAGUGCGUUUUAAUGUGGAUGGUUCAUACUGCCUGACGUGUGGUGCCGAUAAGAAAAUUAAGUUGUGGAAUCCGCAUAAACAACUUCAUUUAAAAACUUAUGGUGGCCAUGCCAACGAAGUGCUUGACGCGGCCGGCGCAUGUGAUAGUAGCCAUUUUGUUUCUUGUAGCUCAGACAAAUCAGUAAUAUUGUGGGAUGUGACCACAGGUCAACCAAUAAGGCGAUAUCGUGGUCAUGCGAGCACUGUUACCUGUGUUAAGUUUAAUGAAGAAUCAACAAUGGCCGUUUCUGGUUCAGUAGACAAUACAGUUGCAUUUUGGGACACCUUGAGUAGAAGACAAGAGCCAGUGCAAGUGUUAAAGGAUGCUAAAGACACAAUUACUGCUGUACAGGUAACUAAUCAUGAAAUAUUGACUUGUUCAGUGGAUUGUCAUAUGCGUUUAUAUGAUAUAAGAGUUGGCAAAAUGACUUCAGAUUAUAUUGGACAGAUAGUUACGUUUGGUAGUAUCACUCAUGACGGACAGUGUUUUGUGCUAAGUUGUGCUGAUAGCACAGUAAAACUUUUUGAUAAAGAAUCUGGAGAGUUGCUUAACACAUUCUCUGGGCAUGAGAGUAAAGAUUUACUUUUAGAAAAUGCUGUUAACGAGAAAGAUAGUCAUAUUAUUUCGGGCUCCGCAAAUGGAGAGGUUUUGUAUUGGGACUUAAUAAGUAGUAAUUGUACUCAGAAAUUGGUGCACUGUAAACAAAAGCCAGUUGUAUCGUUAAGCCAACACCCAACUGAGAACUACUUGUUAACUGCCUGUGAAGAUGAGGUAAAACUUUGGGGUACAAAAGCUAUGGAAGAAUGA